This is a messenger RNA of Siniperca chuatsi (mandarin fish), 1422 nucleotides long. RefSeq names its product post-GPI attachment to proteins factor 2-like. The record is from RefSeq and is a predicted model, not a curated record. The coding region runs from base 294 to 1058 and encodes 254 amino acids. The transcript has 6 exons. Gene Ontology annotation, cellular component: endoplasmic reticulum membrane; Golgi membrane. Lineage: Eukaryota; Metazoa; Chordata; Actinopteri; Centrarchiformes; Sinipercidae. Gene Ontology annotation, biological process: GPI anchor biosynthetic process.
CCGCUCACUUUCUCUUCCGGGUACUGAUGUUUUUCAUGUACUGUCCUCCUGCUAUCUGUCGCACGAGGAGGAUGUAGCAUCCGUGGGUCUAUUGUCAUCUUCUGGGAGCAUUCAGCUGAAAUUCUAGCCUUGUGGAUGCAAAAAAUGUCGGAAUAUAAAAUGGCUGGAUGAUCCCCAGCUGUUUUUUAAGACAUUGCACCCUGUUGGUAUCCGGAAUAUUCAGGUCCAUCCCGCACCCUGAUAUAAUGGAUGGUGUUAUAACGUAUUUAUUGACAAGCCAGUUUUAGACCAAGAUGCUACAAGGCUCAAAUAUCUUGGGUCAUGAGAGGCCCCUGGUCAUCAGGAUAUCAUUCACCACCUGUGUUCUGGCUACUGUGUGCCUACCACUGCUUGGACUAAUAACGUGUGUCUUCAUAUCCUCUGUUUUUCAUUUUGAGGACUCUACUGGUACACACUGCCAGGUUCCUAAUUACCUGCCAUCAAUCAGUGCCUCAAUAAGCCUAAGUCCCGAGUGCCACAUAUGGCGGUUCUGCAUUGGACUGCACUCAGCACCGAGGUUCCUGGUGGCGUUUACCUACUUCAAAUUUUACAAGACACGUUUUUCCUCGAGGUUCCCCGAGAGUUCACUCAGCUGCUUGAACCUGGCCUUUUCUAUUUCUGAAAACCUCGGCCUCUUGCUCCUCACAUAUGUAUCAUCCAGUGAAACAUACUUUGUACAUAAGGAAGGUUUUGUCCUCUUCAUUGUCAGUUCCCUUAUCUACAUGCUGAUAACCUGCCGUUUAUGGAAGGCUAUUAAGAAGUAUUCAUUAAGUCCAGAGGAUGCCAAGUCUCACUAUUGGAAAGUGCGUUUAUUAUUUCUCAACGUAUCCUUCUGUGCUUUCGCUGGAUUCUUUUAUUGGAAACACAACAUGUACUGUGAAUCAGGGAGUUAUACUUUGUUUGCCCUGUUUGAGUAUCUAGUGGUCUUCUCCAAUAUGGCCUUCCAUCUCACAGCAGUGUGGGACUUUAAGAGCCGGGAGGUCAUGGUCAUUUCAUCAUCUGAAGAUAAAGACUUCUGACUAGAAACUCAAGGACUAAGUGUUAAAUGUUCAACCACUCAACCACCUGAUAACAGCCUUGAUCCUGCUCAAGAGGAAGAGUGGGAUGAAGGCCUUUUCCAUAUAUUUCCAUGAGGAUGGCUCUGAAGUCCUUAGAAGGUGUAGAUGUCAGACAAGUUUGAACAAAAGAUGUGCACAUGUGCAACCUUAUGGUCUAUUCAGUUAGCUGUAAGUGCAUUUUAUUUUUGCCUCAGUGUCUCAUUUAUGGAUGCCUUUGCCUACAUACAAUAUGUUAUGUAAUGUGAAUGUUAAAUUUUUGUACAAUGCACAAACACAAUGUGUGGUCAUACAGUAUGUGUGCCAAAGUAAAGUGACAGUUCUUCAA